AGUUCAGGUUUGGAGAAGCUUCGUCAGGAUGUCAGGUUUUGACGCCAACCCGUUCGAAAAUCCAGUUGAAGUCAAUCCUUUUCAGGAUCCUUCAGUCACACAGGUGACCAACCCUGGAGUGGAUCAUUUGCAACAGUUCAACCCUUUUCCUGCCUCGGAUUCAGGAGCUUUGACAGGCACCACUGUCCCAGCCUCUGCUGUCCCCUCCCAGCCCGCCGUGCUGCAGCCUUCUGUGGAACCGAACCCUCAGGCAACUGCAGCCGCAGGACAGGCCAAUCUGCUGAGACAGCAAGAGGAACUGGAGAGGAAAGCAGCUGAGCUUGAGCGCAGAGAACAGGAGCUGCAGAACAGAGAGGGAACUACAGGCAAGCAGAACAACUGGCCGCCGUUGCCAAAAAUAUUACCUAUUAAGCCUUGUUUCUACCAGGAUUUCUCAGAGGAAAUUCCAGAGCAGCACAGACGGGUCUGCAAGAUGAUUUAUUAUCUGUGGAUGUUGUAUUGUGUGACUCUGUUUUUGAACCUCCUGGCUUGUCUGGCAUAUUUCACCACUGAUUCCAACCACGGAAUGGAUUUCGGCUUCUCCAUCUUGUGGUUUAUUCUCUUCUCUCCUUGCUCCUUCCUCUGCUGGUUCCGGCCUGUCUACAAAGCUUUUAGGUCUGAUAGCUCCUUCAAUUUCUUUUUGUUCUUUUUUAUCUUCUUUGCCCAAAUCGUGGUGAUGAUCAUUCAAACAGUUGGUAUUCCUCAGUGGGGCAACAGUGGUUGGAUUUCAGCUGUCAGUGUAGUUACUCAGAACCCCGCUGCAGGUGUCAUAAUGCUGGUGGUUGCAGCUUUUUUCAACAUAUGCUCUGUGUUGGCAGUCAUCCUUCUUAAGACGGUCCAUGCUCAUUACCGACGCACCAGUGCCAGCUUCCAGAAGGCUCAGCAGGAGUUUUCUCAAGGAGUCCUCACUAACCGCACGUUCCAGAGCGCAGCAGCCACAGCAGCCCAGAGUUCCUUUCAGAGAAACUAAAACAAGUCUUAGAAAGGGCAGAUUCUUACCAUCCACCAUGAAUCCACCAGCAAUCAUUUACACCUGAUCAGGCUGAGCGGAGGCUCCAGAGUACUUCAGCUUUCGGACUGCAGGGGCACUAUUUUGGGAGUUCAUGUGUAUGUUUGUGUGCAGCUGAGGGUAUGAAGAUAUACCACUCAAUGAUGUGUUUGUAGAUUUGUAUGUUUGCUUUCUGUGUUUUGUGUAGCUUGUUUUUUGUUGCUGGAUAUAAAGUAAAUUAAGGGUGAAUCACGUUGGCAAAAGUACCAGACUCAUUAGCAAUCACAUAUAAUGCGCACUGCUUUCAUGUAGUUAAUAAAUAAUAAUGCUUUAAGCUGCAUUCCCUUCAUAGCUAAACAUCGACUGUUCAAGCUUAAUAAUGCUAUUUAGUCUAAAAUUAAAAGAAGGAAACCAUAGCACAGUUCAGUGCCAAAUGUAUAAAUACUUUUUUAAAUGUCAAGAUUAAAAGGAGUCAUUUACAUUUAGUGUUGUUUUGAAUAGCUGGAAAGGCUGUGUAAUGCCAGAGCUUUAAAAACUAAUUUAUGAACUCAAUGACAUCAGUGUACCCAUCUUGCAGGAGAACUUUACACUCAAUAAUCCAGAUGUUGUGGUCUGCUUGACAGGCACAGCAAUGUUGUUUAUACAAUUUUUCUUGAACCUAGGCAUUGCCAUUAUACAGCCCAUUUUGCUAUCAACAGCUAAAUCUGACCAUGUAACUGAUUUCCUUUAAGGUCUGGCAUUGAAAGGUGAAGGUUUUUUGUUGAGAUUAAACUAGUUGUAAUUUAGUUAUGCUCAGAAAUAUUGCUUACUGAAGGAUGCUCAUUUGAAGCUGGUAAUGGUAACCCAAUGGGACAUUGAACCUUAAGGCAAAGAUAUAUUAAAGCCUGCAUUCCCACAUUUUAGUCAUGGUCAUAUCUGCUUGACUAGCUUAGUCACCCUUGUUGCAUGACCAACUUGACAGGGUGAGCAAUAGCAUAUAGUUUUUGUAAGAUGAAUGUCUUGUGGAGCCAGACCUCAAAGCAGGAAUACACGUCUUCCUUAAGCCUUUGCAAGAGUUGAUUGUGGCUGCACUCACAGAUUUAAAUCCCACCUUUUCACUGCCUUUCUUAGCACACCAUUUAAAUCCCAGUAUUCAGCGUUCAUGAACAUAAGUCCUUUCAGCAUCACGUUUACGUUGGCUGUUAUUUGGUCAACUUUUAGCUUUGCAGAUGACGUCCAUGAUAGUUUAUAGACAUAAGUGAUAUCCUGCUGUGUACCAGACUGGAUCCAGUGUGUUAUAAUGUGUAACAUCAUCAUUGUUAGUGCACUCCAAGGUGUGGUUUAAGACGUACAUAGCUCAUUUUAAUCAACUACAAGGCUCGUAGGAUUGGCACGUACAUUUAAAUUGAGUUUGUCUUAUUCCCAGUAUGUGUAUUCACUGAAUGAGUCUCACCUUGCAAGACAAAUUAAAAUCACUUUUUUAAAACUGAUGCUUUUCACAGACCAGCUGGACACACUUGGUAGUGAACCUUUACAAGGACGUGGCCAGCUGUAAACUGUUAACAAGAUCACAUGUGGGAAUAGUUUGGCAUGAACAGGGAUGAAGCAAGCACAGUUAAGCUUUUCAGCAUCCCUAAGGCAGUGUUCAUAUUGCAGUGAAAUAAACAGCUGUCAGUACCAAUCUUAUUACGUGUUCACAACUACUGCAGAAUGGUAUGUUUUUCCCCUGCAUAUUUGUUUUGUAAGGUGAUAAAGCUGAUCACAAGCAAUUCAUUGUGUGACUGUUCCUUUUUAAGGAAGACAUGGUUUCUAGGUACCUUUUUAUGAAAUGUUUAACAAGGUGCAUAUAUUAUGAAAUUUACUGUGGCCUUAUUUGUUUACUCUUCUAAAAAUUGUUUUAACAUUGAUUUGAUUUUCUACUGAAAAAUAUUAGAGGUUUUUUGUACCUUAUGAAAGGGAUGAAUGUAAAAUUUAGACAUUUUUAGCAGUUUUGAUUUAUGAAUUUGUUUUCUGUAUGUAGUGAAUUAAAUAAAAACAAAUAAAGUAAUAAA
Messenger RNA from Trichomycterus rosablanca, 3057 nucleotides. RefSeq names its product secretory carrier membrane protein 2 (gene scamp2). The transcript is spliced from 9 exons. Lineage: Eukaryota; Metazoa; Chordata; Actinopteri; Siluriformes; Trichomycteridae. Gene Ontology annotation, cellular component: recycling endosome membrane; trans-Golgi network membrane. The record is from RefSeq and is a predicted model, not a curated record. Gene Ontology annotation, biological process: protein transport. The coding region runs from base 29 to 1009 and encodes 326 amino acids.